Messenger RNA from Penicillium salamii, 1116 nucleotides. NCBI's taxonomy places the organism in Eukaryota, Fungi, Ascomycota, Eurotiomycetes, Eurotiales, Aspergillaceae. The record is from the annotation of a GenBank genome assembly.
AUGAAGUAUAACCGCAUGCCCAUUGAGAUCGAAUCGCCUGAAGAAUACGGCUAUGAAAACAUCAAGUACAACUUGUCCGAAAGUUCCAUCACCGACCAGUCUCUUGCAUCUUUGGGCUUACAAGUACCUGAUUUGAAGUUGCUCUACAACGAGCAUCAAGGAGGCACUGCUCUUCGCAAGCUCAUUGUCCAGGGAUCAAAAGGCCUCAGCUACAAGGACGUCCUGGUUACCACUGGUGCAGCGGGAUCUCUAUUCAUUAUCGCCAGCUCUCAACUCAGCGUGAACGAUCAUCUCGUCGUCGUGCGACCGAACUAUGCAACCAACCUUGAGACACCUCGGGCGCUUGGAUGCGAGAUUUCUUUCAUCGAUCUUGCUUUUGAGUCUGACUUCCAACUUGAUCUGAGCGCUGUCAAGGCUGCUCUCAAGCCCAACACCAAAAUUGUCAGCAUUACCACACCUCACAACCCCACUGGUACAAGGAUGUCACUCGAGACAUUGAGCGCCCUGGUGGCGCUCACCAAGGAAAAAGGCAUCCUCUUGCUGGUAGAUGAGACCUACGCUGAUAUCUCUUAUGACGGACGGCUGCCUAUUGCUGCCUCUCUGGGAGACCAUGUCAUCAGUGUGUCCUCUUUAUCCAAAUCAUAUGGCAUUCCCGGCAUUCGACUUGGAUGGCUGAUCAACCGGAACCCUUCUCUCCAAGAGACUUUCUUGGCUGCGAAAGAGCAAAUCAGUAUCAGUGGUAGUGUGGUCGAUGAAUGGAUUGCCGAGCAAGUCUUGUCGCGCAAAGCAGAAAUUCUUUCCGCUACUAUUCGUGAGAUGAAGCAUCGCCGCGAGAUUGUGGCUGCAUGGAUUGAAAAGGACGACCUGUUGGAAUGGGUUCGCCCCGAUGGCGGUAUUGUCUGUUUCCCGCGUAUCAAGAACGGGUUCGAGCCAGUUGGUGGACUGGAAGCAUUUUAUCAUCGUCUUCUCCAUAGGUACGGCACUUAUGUUGGACCUGGGCACUGGUUUGAGCUUCCGGACACAUUCUUCCGCCUGGGCUAUGGAUGGCCCACCAUCGAAGAGCUUGAAGGUGGUUUGCAAGCAAUCUCCCAGGCUCUGCGAGAUACUUCUGCCUGA